Messenger RNA from Heterocephalus glaber (naked mole-rat), 3960 nucleotides. It is a transcript of the gene Susd3, whose product is annotated as sushi domain containing 3. NCBI's taxonomy places the organism in Eukaryota, Metazoa, Chordata, Mammalia, Rodentia, Bathyergidae. The record is from RefSeq and is a predicted model, not a curated record. Gene Ontology annotation, cellular component: plasma membrane.
CCCCCAGCAGGCCGGGCUCUCCUCCUCGAAGCGCGCAAGAUGCGCGCGGCGGCUGUGAACCCCAGCCGCAGAGCGAGGCUCCGGGUUCGGGGCGGGAGCACCACGCCUGCCCCAGGGAACCGCACAGGCACCUGUGCUCAGCUGCAGCCCCCCCCGCGGGGCACCCUGCAAGUCCUCCGUGGCGAUGGCACUGCUGUGGGGACUGUGCUCAUGUUCCACUGCCCCUCCGGCCACCAGAUGGUGGGGUCUGGCCUGCUCACCUGUGCCUGGAGGGGGAUCAUUGCCAACUGGUCUUCAGGAACCCCUGUAUGCAAGGCUGUGCCACCCCAUGAGACCUUUGGCUUCAAGGUGGCAGUGAUUGCCUCCAUCGUGAGCUGCGCCAUCAUCCUGCUCAUGUCCAUGGCCUUCCUCACCUGCUGCCUCCUCAAGUGUGUGAAGAAGAGUGAGCAUCGGCGCUCCAGCAGGACAGCCCAGAUGUGGUACCAGUUGAGAGGCGAGGACCUGGAGACGGUGCAGGCUGCAUACCUUGGCCUCAAGGGCCAGAACUACAACAACAGCAGCAGUAGCGGUGGCGGCAAGCCUGGAGGCUGGCCCAGCCAUGUGCAUGACAACCACAGCUUUGCUAUAGACCUCAGUGAAGGCAUCAGAGAGCUGGCUGGCACGACCCCUGGCAUGGACAAAGAUCCCUGGACUCCAAGACCCAGCGUGCUGAGUCCCAGGGACCCUUCCAGCUCCCCAUGCACUUGUGUGGUCGUCCACAUAGUGAACCAGAAAAGACCCUGCCCAUCUCCACUCCCACCCCAGGAAUGACCCACUUGGCUUGCAGCAAACCUACCAGGGUCACCUUCCUAGCCGGUCGCCAGCAACUCCAUGUGUCUAGCCUGGAAUUGGCCAGUGAAAUCAGCCUUCAGGUGCAGGAGCCUUUCAGGGCCCUGCAGGGAACACUCUGUCCAGAAGGAGCCAGGCUGUAGUAACUUCAAUGACUCACUUGAACCAGCUGCUAAGGUUAAGUGCCACGGCAGCCUCCCUCCAACCAGCAUUCCUCUAAAGAGACUGGGCGACAUUUUCAGCAGAUCUAGUUUUGCACAUUAGAAUAAGAAAACGGCAGUAAACUUCCUUUCAGCAAUUUCAGCUGGCCCCCUCCGUAUUCUCCUGGGAGGAUACCCAGUUUUGAAGCAGGGACCUCCCCAGGGCUCUGUAUCUAGCAUAUGUAAAGUGCAGGUGAGGGAAAUAGCAGCUCUUUCUCCUACUGAAGGUUACAAAGGUAAAAAUCACUGUCCCAGCUGCCCAUCCCUACACAACCUGAAACAUAGCAGCACAAAACCCUAAUAAUGUGUUAUUACCUCCUGGUGCUGCCGUCUUCUCAGGCAUCUUGCUGGGUGGUCCCCACUCCAUCUCUUCUGUAGCAGGUGCCAUCUGCUGGUGGCUACAGUGGGGUCAUAUUAAAGGGUGAGUCUCUCAGGUCUGGAGUUGCCGCUGGUAGUCAGCAGAGGCUUCAGGGAGUUUUGGCUGGAACAUCCACCCUUCCGCCCUUCCCCUGUGACUGCCUCGUGUGUCCUGGGCUUCCUUCCAACAUGGCACCUGCUUUCUAAGGUGACAGUCGGACACGCGCACCAGGUAGUGGCUGUUUCAGUUUUCAGCUCUCAGCCAUGGAAGUCACUUGCCUUCACUUCUGCUGCAUCCUAUUUAUUGGAGCCCAGGUGGCCCCAUAAUAAGGGGUGGGCCAUGGACCCCACUGCUAGGCAGAAGGAAUACCAAAGAAGUAGCAGGCACACAAGCCCAUCCCAGGAGCAGGCGGCUGUAGCACACAUCUGCAGUCUCAGCUAUUCAGGAGGCUGAGAUGGGACUAUUGCUGGAGCCCACAAGUUUGAGACCAGCCAGCACAGCAGAGUAAGACCUUGUCCUCAGACAAUAAAACCACAGGGCUGGAGUUUAGCUCAGGGGUAGAGCACUUGCCAAACAUCACGUGGCCCUGGAUUCUAUCCCCGGCGUCUCAAAACAAAACAAAACCAAACCAAAAACUAAAACCAUUGCAAUCAUCUCUAAGCUAGUUUCUUGUUAAACAAUUUUAUGAAAGGGACCCCAGGUGAGUAUGGUGAUGCAAACCUGUGAUUCCAGCACUCCAAGAGGCUGAGGCAGGAGGCUCACAAAUUUGAACUUGCUAGGCAACUUAGCAACUUUUUGAGAUCCUUUCUACUGAGUUGGUUUUUUGUUUUGUUUUGUUUUGUUGUUUUUGGUGCUGGGGAUCAAACUCAGGACCUUGCGUUUGUGAGGUAGGUGGUGGAACCACUGAGCUAAAUCCCCGACCCAAAGAAGAAAGCCAGAAAAGGGGCAGAGAGGCAUGGGGGAUGGGGCCAGAGGGGUAUCCUGCAGGAUUUUUGUAAACAGCAGCCUUGGUCAGAAAGCAGGGGAAACAGACAAGGAGGGAAACGUGUUUACAGCUGCAGUGGAGGGCGUGAGGUGGAGGGAGGGAUUCCCCAACUCUGUGCUCAGCCCUCUCUGCUCUGGUGGGGUCCCGAGGCUGAGACCCUUUCUAAAAAAAAUUUUGAAAGGGAGGGCUGGCAAUGUAACAGUGCAAAGGUCCUGGGUUCAAUUCCCAGUGUCACCAAAAGGGAGAGGGGCUGACUUUUAUCCUCCCACCCUCAUUCCCAAAGGGAAUAGCUUCUGUGGCAGAGCUAUUUGCUCAUAUAAAGCUGGUUUUAGAUCUGGUCUUAGAUGUUUGCUUCUGCUGCUGCACCUUUUGGUUGUUUAAGAUGAGCUCAGGGCUCAUUCUGUAGCUCCAGGCCCCAGGCUCUCUCAACUCUGAGCCCAGUGUUUGCCCUAGGUCAAUUAAAAACAUACCUGCAGCCUCACACAGUUUGGGGUGUGACCUGUCUCUGGCCAUUGAGAAAAGUUGACUUUCCUCUGCUUCCUUCCUGGAGGCCCAGCAGCCACACUGGGGCCUUUGGGAGGAACUAGAAGAGAAGCAGCUUCCUUUACACGCUGUCUCUUGCCUACUGAAGUGAUGUUUGUCAUGUUUUUGUGUCUCUGACAACCAAAUACCUGAUAGAAGCUGCAUAGAGAGUCUGUCUGAUGGAUAUCCCAUGAUUGAUGUGACUAAUCACCAGCUGAGGGACACUUCGGUGUUCCACUUUCUUUGAUGUUGCAUUUGUAGACACCUUGGUCUUGAUGCCCUUCAUGUUGGGAUGCCCUUUUCAUUGGUAGAUUUCCAGUGUAGGCUUGAGAGAGCAGGGGGUACAUUUGGUUUUUCUUGUCCUGCUUGGGGGCCCUAGUGGGACACAUAGCAGGAUGCUGAGAGGGACAGUGCAGACAUGGCCCCAGCAGGGGAGCAUCUUCCCCAGCCACUGCCUGGCAGAUCUGGAUGCAGAACUCAAACCACUCGGCUCCUGGGACUGCAGCAAUGCUGGUCAGGGCCUGGCAUGAGCAACAAAAGGCUCUGAGUUCCAGCCCCCACCAAGCCCCCUUCAUACCCCCCCAACUUGGAGUUGUGGGAGCCAAGAUGGCAGAGGCUGUAGACCCUACCACACGGGGCAGGUUGGGGGCUGAGAGGUCUGUUGUGAAGGCUUGGGGAUGCAAGGGCAGACCAGGGUUUGUUUCCUGAGCUGCUGGAACAGAGGUAGAGAGGACUAGAGUGAAUGGCUAGCUCCUUGGACUGCGAGUUACAGAAAUGGGUGUCCACAUGGCUACAGAGGGGCUACAGUGGGCAGAGAGGCAGGGGCCUGGCAGGGCAGAGCUAUUGCUCAAGAGAGAAGUACGCUGGACCCCUAAGUCUGCACCAUGGACAGGGGAAGUGCAGGACAAGUGAGCUGAGUCCUCCCACAGGGUUUGAGCUGUGGGACCCUGCCUCAGGGGACAAGGUAGGGGGCAGCUGGCCUCACCUCCCCCCAAAACUCUAGAUGUCCAGUUAUAUUAGUACUGGGACAAGAGGGGGACCACUUACCACCAUGCUUUUCUUGCAGU